AUGGCGAGCUUGACGGCUGGCGGCGCCAAGUCGAUGGGAGAGAUCGUCGGCGGCGACGCCUCCGCAACGGAUCAAAUCAAAACCACGUGGCUGCUCAUGGCGACGGCGCAGUCCUACAAGACGCUCGACAAGCCCGAGCGUUUCCAAUCAGACCCUCCCGCUGCUUUCGUUCUCCGCGGCAUGCCGCUCCAGUGCGCGGACAACGUCGUGAAUGUGAAGCAUGUAGUGGAUUGGGUGACGUUGGAGGAUGGCGCCGCGGAGCAAUUGGACACAGUCGACGUGUAUGACGCCAUGUGCGGGGGCAACUACAUGGCGUUGCCGGCCCCGUUUAAGCCCAACAAGGACGUGAACGGUGAGCAGUGCGCGCUGAAGUACGUCAGGUUCGACAACAAGGUUCGGACCGACAUUGCCGAGGAUAUCUUCGUUGCAGGCAGGGCGCUCGCCAUCCACUGGGGGAGUUCGGCCGACACUAAGCCGCCACCCAAGCUCUUUCACUACAUGAUGGACAGGCUGGGCGGGGUGCAGGUCCGCCAUUGGGUUCAGCCGUCCGUGGCCGCCGCCGUCGGCGGUAGCGGUUACGACAAGGAGAAGCGAAGGGCGGGCUAUCGUUUCAAAGAGGAGUUCGGCCCGAGGGCAAACAACCGCGACCAGUUCGUGGAGUGGACCGACGAACAGAUCAACGACGAGAAAUCGCCGAUCUUUGGCUGGCAGGCAUCGGAAGUCAAGGAGUCGCUCCGCAACUACGCGUCGGGCUCUGUUGGCGCGAGGACGCUCGAGCGCUGGGCGAUCACGCUCAAGCGCUUCCACCCGUUCGUGUUCGACAACAUCGUCGCCCCCAUUCUCAAGAGCCACGGCGUGCACGGGGCCACGUGGAUCGGCAAGACCAGGGUCGGCAAGUCCACGGCGUCGAAAACCAUCGGCUUCGCAAUCUCCGCCUGCCAGAUUGAUAAGAAUAACCGCACCGACCUCCGUCCGAGCGUCGUCACGACGAAGAAAGUCGACUUCUUGCGGCUCGAGCCUGGAAUUGUGUACAAGCCCGCUAUCGCGGACGGCACCGCCCUCGCGAAGUGGGCCCCCGAUGAGAUCAAGGCCUUCCUGGACCCCGCCGAGGAGGACGCGCUGCUGUGGGCGAGGUGGGGCGGCGCCUCCUUCGAGCAGGACCAGUCCCGCCAGAUCUGUGUCAACCCCUACGACCGGGAGUUCGAGAAGAAGGUGCGUUCCACCCGCAGAGGCCAACAAGUGACCAAAUUCGACGACUUCCUCAAAACCAUAGAUCGCAACUUCGCUGGCGAGAAGCAGCGCGGCUACCAGAUGGCGGACGUGGAGGCGCACAUGGCGAGGUCCAACAUCGUGCUCCUCACUGACGACUGGAUGUACCUGUGGCUGGCGUCUACGACUAAGGAUCCAGCCCCCCGCUUCCCGUGGCCAGUGCCCGAGAAGCCAGACCUCUGCACGCCCGAGACCACCCCUAUCCUGAAGCGGUUCAAGAAGGACCAUACCUUCGCGCCGCCCGACUACGGCGCGCACAUGAAGUGGGCCGUGGCCGCCAUGAAGAAGCUUGCUCGCGGCGAGGACAUCGGGCGCUCGAGGGCGGUUCGCGGCCCCACGCUCUUCGACCAGGACGCGCCCCCGAGGUAUGAGUUCGCUGCAAUGGACGGUGAAAUGAACGUCGGCGCCGACGCAUCCGCCGCCGCCAGCGCGGCCGCGCCCCCUGCGCCCGCCAUCCCAGGCAACCCAGAUGACGAUGACGCCGACUCUGGUCUCGGCGGCGAGAUGAGAGGCGCCGCCGCAGCAGAGGACGAGGAAGACGUCUUCGGCUUCGGCGGCGGGAUGGAUGGCGACGACGGCCCCCCCCCCGCGGCCGUCGCGGCCGCGCCCCCCUCGCCUGCGGCGGCGAUCAAGAGGGGGCCAGGGGUGUUCCGCCAGCGCCUCAAGAAGUCCAAGGAUUGCGUCGUCAUUCAUUUGGACACGCCGACGCCGAAGAAGAAGCGCACGGACCUCGAGGAGGACCUCUGGCAGAUGCGAGAGGACGACGGGGUGACGGGCGCCGCGGCAGCGAGUUCGAGCGCUGGCGCGCCUGCGCGAGGGCGCUUGCGAUGGCCGGCGCUCUGA
This is a messenger RNA of Prorocentrum cordatum, 2112 nucleotides long. Lineage: Eukaryota; Dinophyceae; Prorocentrales; Prorocentraceae. The record is from the annotation of a GenBank genome assembly.